Molecule: messenger RNA, 1063 nt
Organism: Labeo rohita (rohu)
Lineage: Eukaryota; Metazoa; Chordata; Actinopteri; Cypriniformes; Cyprinidae
Product: histone H2A.Z
Exons: 5
Coding region: 136-522 (128 amino acids)
Cellular component (GO): nucleosome
Molecular function (GO): protein heterodimerization activity; structural constituent of chromatin; DNA binding
Source: RefSeq, a predicted model, not a curated record
GAAACCGACGUUUCAAACCAAGACGCGGCUCGCUGAUUGGUUAUUAGGCUGGAACGUACCGCGCUAACGCUGAAGUGGGCAUCAUUGUGUUUUCCCUCCGUUUCGUGCGAAAAGAGAAGAAGCUCAUCUGGCGAUAUGGCAGGAGGAAAAGCUGGAAAGGACAGUGGAAAAGCCAAGACGAAAGCAGUCUCCAGAUCACAAAGAGCUGGUCUGCAGUUCCCUGUAGGUCGUAUCCACAGGCACCUGAAGACCCGAACUACCAGCCAUGGUCGUGUCGGAGCUACAGCAGCGGUGUACAGCGCCGCUAUCUUGGAGUACCUGACUGCUGAGGUUUUGGAGUUGGCUGGUAAUGCCUCCAAGGAUCUGAAGGUGAAGCGUAUCACUCCGAGGCAUUUACAGCUGGCCAUCCGUGGUGAUGAGGAGUUGGACUCGCUUAUCAAAGCUACUAUCGCUGGCGGAGGUGUGAUUCCACACAUCCACAAGUCGCUGAUUGGAAAGAAGGGCCAGCAGAAGACCGUAUAAAAUGCAUUGAUGUUCGAUUGUAUAGAAAACGGCAAUCAGCAUUGAGAGAGCAGUUGUUUUUGUUACGUUUCCUCAUUUGUAUGGUUAUGUUUGGUAAGCGUAGUUUAACAUAACAAUGGUUAGAGUUUGACGUACUGUAUUCAUGAUAAUUAACGGUGGGGGGGGGUGUUAAGUGUUGCGGGGUAAGGGAAUGUAAUCGUGAUUUUUGUGUUUAGUUGGGUUAAGGCAUAGGUUCUGGGUUUUGUGAGAUUUGGGGUUCAUUAUUGGCUUUUUAAAAUGUUUUAUACAUUAAAAGAUUUUUUUUUUCUAAGUGUUUUGCCUUUUUGUGAUUUCAUUUGACAUUUGUUGUCUAGAAACAACUCAUAUUAGCUUCAUGCUGUGCUAACUGCUGCAGGAGAUCUGUUGAAAUGAAUCCUGGUAGUCAUUCUUUAAUCGGACAUCAUAAGGCUUUAUGUGAAUAAAUGUAUAGGAAUAUUUUCCUAGCCACAUUGCCAUUGUAUAUAUCUACUGAAAUAAACAAGCAUAACAAAUUAUACUUGAA